Messenger RNA from Talpa occidentalis (Iberian mole), 1023 nucleotides. RefSeq names its product G protein-coupled receptor 18 (gene GPR18). The coding region runs from base 20 to 1009 and encodes 329 amino acids. NCBI's taxonomy places the organism in Eukaryota, Metazoa, Chordata, Mammalia, Eulipotyphla, Talpidae. The transcript has a single exon. Gene Ontology annotation, molecular function: G protein-coupled receptor activity. Gene Ontology annotation, cellular component: membrane. Gene Ontology annotation, biological process: phospholipase C-activating G protein-coupled receptor signaling pathway; positive regulation of Rho protein signal transduction. The record is from RefSeq and is a predicted model, not a curated record.
CCCAAGAGCCAGCCAUAAGAUGACGACCCACCCCAACCAAACUCAGCCUGGCCAGGCUCAAAGCGAACAACCUGAAGAGUACAGAGUCGCGGCCCUUGUCUUCUACAGUUGCAUCUUGGUCAUUGGGUUAUUUGUUAAUGUCACCGCCUUAUGGGUGUUCAGUUGCACCACCAAGAAGAGGACCACUGUAACUGUCUACAUGAUGAACGUGGCAUUACUAGACUUAAUAUUUAUCAUGAGCUUACCCUUUCGAAUGUUCUACUAUGCCAAAGAGGAGUGGCCCUUUGGGCAGUACUUCUGCCAUGCCCUGGGGGCGCUCACGAUGUUUUACCCCAGCAUCGCUCUGUGGCUGCUGGCUUUUAUUAGUGCCGACAGGUACAUGGCCAUUGUGCAGCCCAAAUAUGCCAAAGAGCUUAAAAACACGACCAAGGCCGUGGUGGCCUGCGUGGGGCUCUGGAUCAUGACCCUGACCACCACUGUGCCCCUGAUGCUCCAUGAAGACCCAGAUAAAAAUUCCAACCACACCUGCCUGAAGAUUUUAGACAUCAUCCACUUCAAAUUAGCUAACCCGCUCAACUUCACUCGACUGAUACUCUUCUUCUUGAUCCCACUGUUCAUCAUGAUUGGGUGCUACUUGGUGAUCAUUCACAGCCUCCUCCACGGUCAGACGUCUAAGCUGAAACCCAAAGUCAAGGAGAAGUCCAUAAGGAUCAUCAUCACGCUGCUGGUGCAGGUGCUGGUCUGCUUCACGCCUUUCCACAUCUGCUUUGCUUUCCUGAUGCUGGACAGUGAGAAGAACAGCUACAACCCCUGGGGCGCCUUCACCACCUUCCUCAUGAACCUCAGCACCUGCCUGGAUGUGAUUCUUUACUACAUCGUUUCAAAACAAUUCCAGGCUCGCGUCAUCAGUGUCAUGCUGUACCGCAAUUACCUUCGGAGCGUGCGCAGAAAAAGCUUCCGCUCAGGCAGUCUAAGGUCGCUGAGCAACAUUAACAGUGAGAUGAUAUGAAGGAGAAGAAGACU